Messenger RNA from Arabidopsis lyrata subsp. lyrata, 1327 nucleotides. RefSeq names its product expansin-A22. Gene Ontology annotation, cellular component: extracellular region. The transcript is spliced from 2 exons. Gene Ontology annotation, biological process: plant-type cell wall organization. Bases 44 to 883 code for a protein of 279 amino acids. NCBI's taxonomy places the organism in Eukaryota, Viridiplantae, Streptophyta, Magnoliopsida, Brassicales, Brassicaceae. The record is from RefSeq and is a predicted model, not a curated record.
UCAAAGCUUAGUAAGAAAAUAUCAUUACAGAGGGAUAAUAAUCAUGAAACUCUUAGAAAAAAUGAUAUAUGUAGAAUUUUUGAUGAUAAUAAUGGCGGUGUGGGUCGUACCCAUGAGUUACGGUCAUGGAGCGAUGAUUCAUGAUGCAGCCGAAGCACCCGAUGUAGCUGAAGCACCCGGGAUUAAUGGCCCAAGCAAGACACUCGACACUAAUUGGUAUGACGCACGGGCCACAUUCUACGGUGACAUCCAUGGUGGAGAAACUCAACAGGGAGCUUGUGGAUACGGUAAUCUGUUUAGACAAGGCUAUGGUCUAGCCACAGCAGCGUUAAGCACGGCACUCUUCAACGACGGGUACACAUGUGGCGCUUGUUACGAAAUCAUGUGCGCGCGUGAUCCACAAUGGUGUUUACCCGGAUCUAUCAAGAUUACAGCAACAAAUUUCUGUCCACCAAAUUACACCAAAACCGUUGAUGUUUGGUGCAACCCACCACAAAAGCACUUUGAUCUCUCUCUACCGAUGUUUCUCAAGAUCGCCAAGUUCAAGGCCGGGGUUGUCCCAGUCAGAUACAGACGUGUUCUUUGUGCAAAAACUGGUGGAGUCAAGUUUGAAACCAAAGGAAACCCUUAUUUCUUAAUGGUCUUGCUAUACAAUGUAGGAGGAGCUGGAGAUGUUAAGUUCGUGCAAGUUAAAGGAAACAAGACCGGGUGGAUAACAAUGAAAAAGAACUGGGGGCAGAAUUGGACCACUGAUACAGUAUUGACCGGCCAAGGUUUAUCGUUUAGGGUUACGACGAGUGAUGGGGUUACAAAAGAUUUUAUUAAUCUGAUGCCAAAAAAUUGGGGAUUUGGACAGACUUUUGUUGGAAAGAUUAACUUUUAGGAGAAUGAUUUGAGUUUUGUGAGCCGUGUCUUACACAUAUAAGUGAUGUUUUAUGUUCAAUGAUUAAAAAUAAAGAGAUAUUGUUUACCGAUGAAAAAAAUAGUUGUAUCUCCAAUCUAUAUAUUUGGCCAAGUAACUUCUGGGCUUAGGCCUGGACGAGUCACAUAAUGGAGAGUAUCUAACAAGUCACCUCAUCCUGGGACUGUUGGAGGACCAAAGACACCCGAAAUACUUGAGUUAUUGAAAAAUAAAAAAUUGACUACAAAACAUUCAAAUGCUAUUUCAUGUUAUUAAUAAUUUAUGUUCAUUUACUAAACUGUGCACAUUUGAAAAGAUUUAUAUAAUUAGCAUAAUAAUUUUCAUUUCGCUAUCUAUGUUAUAUGGAUUUACAUUUUCGAUUUCUCAUUGAUAUCAGUCAUCAAUCAAAAUUCACUAAGAAAAUAA